This is a messenger RNA of Cinara cedri, 6394 nucleotides long. The record is from the annotation of a GenBank genome assembly. Lineage: Eukaryota; Metazoa; Arthropoda; Insecta; Hemiptera; Aphididae.
ACAACAUUGGUUCAUAUUAAUUACCUAUACAACUGUUCAAACUCUACUAUUUUAUUAUUAUUACAAUUUAAUAAUAUUACAAUUAAUGUAAUAUGGAUACCUAAUUCAAUUGAAUUUCAAUCGAAAUAACGCUAUUUUCAGAAGUGUCAUUAAAGAAACCGUAAUAAUGGCGAAUCGGCCAUCAAUGUGUUUGAUAGUUUUGUUUGCCGCCGUUGGAAAAUUUCACGUUGUAGUGUCUGAUGGUCCUGAGAUGAACACGCCGCCAAUAACCAGUUUUCCAACAAUAAUAACACCAUUAGCACCACCGCCAGCCGACGUUUGUUCCACACAGGAUUCAAAAGUAAUGUAUUUUUAUUUUAGUACAAAAUUAUAUUUUUGAAACGCCUUUAUACAUAAGUAUUGCUAUUCUGGAAAUCAUUGCAGUACCUUAGGUAGAUAUGUUUUUCAAUCACGUCCAAGAUAAAAAUAAAACAAAGGGUCUUGAUAUUUUAGAUUCUGAGUGGAGCGAAGAAGCUUUUGAUUUACAAAUAUGUUUAUUUAUUUUUUUUAUAUGUGUGCAACUUUUCUACCAGAAGGAUUUCUACGUGUAGCACCUUUUCUGAAAGGAAAUCGGCGUGGGGAGGUCUUUUUUCAAUUUUCUCUGAAUUUUAUCUUCAAAUUUGAAAACAAGAAAAAUCGGGAAAAUUUACAAAAUAUAAUAAUUAUAAUCUUACAAUUAUGUUUUCAAUAAUUCAAUUUUGCUCCUACUUUUAAUGAAACAAAGUUUCUGAAAGGAAAUUUCAUUGGGGAGGUACUUUAUGGAGGUCAUUUUUCGAGUUCCCUAAGAGUUUUCUAGUAAUUGUGAAAAAUCGAUACAAUAUUAAAUAAAUAAAGAAAUAUUUAAUGCCUAUUUAAUUAUUUUAUCAUAAUAUGACAUAUAAUAUAUUGUUGACAAAGCAUCACUAUCAACUGAACUCAGCUCAGAAUGUUUUUUUCGUAAGCAACGGUUUAUCGUUGCUUACAGAUAUACAUUAAAUUCCCGUCUAUGUCCUACCUUCCAAACUUCGCACCAACACCAGUGGUUGCACCUGUCCCCGCUAUCUUACCUUUUUUUUUUUUAGAUCUGUCCCAAUGGCAAAUGGUAUGCAGUUAUGGCAACAGAGGUCAGCAGUAAUGAUCCUUGUAAUAUUGUGACAAGUACGAUUUCUUUGGUUUAUAAUUCGUAUGAACCAUUUUUAUGUAUAUAUAUAUAUAUAUAAUAUAUUAUAUAUUUACAACUUGGUUUUAUUUUUUAUAAAUAACUUAUUAAGGUCAAAAAUAUUAUAUACAUUAUACAUAUUUAGUAACAUAGAAUAUAAUAAGUUUUAACAUAAUAUUAUUAUUUAUUUAAUGAGAAAUACUCUACAUUAAAUUUUGAUGGAAAAUAUCAUUUUUACAAGAUAAAAUAAUUUCUAUAAUAAAUAAUGUAAUAAAUAAAUAAAUAAAUAAUAGCAUAUUUUCUGAAAGAAAAUGUUGUCUUGAGUAAAAAAGUCUUCGUUUGAGUUUCCCGUAUAUUUUUCUUAAUAAUUAUGAAAAACUAGAAAAAAACGUUUUUGUUAUUCAGUUAAAAAUAUUGUAGAGACCUGUAGUUUUCAAAAAACACUUAUUUUGGCCAAUUUGAUAUUUUCAUGUUUUUAUUUGGUAUAAGUAUCUGUUAUUACAAUUAUAUGACUUAAGAGAAAUGCUUGAAAAUUUAAUUCAAGGUACAUUAUAAGUUUUACGUAGAGGUCUAAAAAAAAAAUUGAGUUUACUGCAUUAGUUAUUUUUUCAUGAGCGUUCUAAUAUCAAAUUUUGACGAAAAUCGUAAAAAUUACUGCAUUUCAAAUUAUGUCUUACCAAACUUCGCUCCGAAUCAUUUUUCUUUAGCAACACUUAAUCUUCGUGUACAGAUAUAAAUUAAAUAACUAUGUAUCCUACCUACCUUACUUCCCACUCACAAUAGCGGUUAUACUCGUGUAUUAGUUUUAAAAUGAUGGUUUUUUAAUUUUUUUUUUAUUUGGGCAAUUUUUUGAUUAGAAAUUUCACUCCGAUUUAAAAUGAUAACAUUUUUUCUGAAAAUAAAUCUGGCUAAGAAAAUAUUUUAGGGAGGUCAUUUUUUUGAUUUUUCCAAUAGAAAAAAACGUAGGAAAACGGGGAAAUAGGUACAAUAUUAAACAAAUAUAAUUAAAGAAAAUAUAUAAUGCAUAUAUGUAAUUAUUUUACCAUAAUAUGACAUAUAUAAGAUAUUGUGGACAAAGCAACACUAUCAACCGUGCUCAGAAUCGUUCUUUUCGUUAGCAAUGGUUAACCGUUGCGUAUAGAUAUACAUUAAAUUUUUCCCCUACUAUCUUCUCAACUUCUCACCUAGAGCAAUGGCACAUCCUGGUGUGAAGUAUGUCCGUCUUUUUUUUUUCUAUGUCAUUUCCAAGUUUGAUUUUAAUCUAGGUAGAGUUACCAUCUUUGUGUUUACCGAUAGUUGUACUAAUUAAAAUUAUAAACUUUCAUACUACAUAUUUUUACUUAAUUUAUAAUUUAAUUAUAUAAAAUUAUGUUCGAAUAACAAAUAUAAAUGGAUAAGAAUUGAUAUUGAAUAUAAACAUUAUGUACACAAAUUAAAACAUUUUUUUUGUUUAACUAUAGAUAAUAAAGCUCCGUGUAGUUGUACAUCAAUGGACAUUCGUGAACUUGCAGACAGUAGCUGGGAAGUAAUCGGUUCGUCAGAAAAUAUGGAGUAUGUAGUUGUCUAAAGAGUUAAAAUGUGAUAAAAGAACUAUUUAUUGUAUUAAAAUUUAUUUUAUUUUUUAGCACUUUGGUAUUAACAGCACAUAUGGGCGCUGCAUCAGCAGAGACUCCAGAUAAUAAGGAAUUAAAUGGUUUCAUUAUCGGUCGUAAGUGAUACGCAGUUUUAUAUUUUACAAUAUUAUUUUAUUAAAGUCUUAAUUUUUUUACUUUAUUUCCGGUAAAAUGUAUAUAGAUUAUAAUAUAGCCUUGUAUACAUAGAAGUAAUUUAUUCCCAUAAUAACAUUUCUCCCGAUGUCUUUAUUAAAACAUUGGGAUAAAUAAAUAAUCGCGAGGUAAUACAAAUAAUAAGUACUAUCGUGGCGAAACUAAAAUUAACUAAAUAAGUCACGUUUAAAAUUACAAUAUUAUAACUCCCCCUCCCCCCGUAGGCUAAGAUUUGAUUGAAUUUUAGGGGGUCUAAAAUCACUAAUCAAUUUUAGUUGUAGUAAUCAAAACACAUCAUCACUAUUGUAUUAUAAAUGUGUAUUCGUUAUCACACAUAAAAACGUAAUAAGCUGUAAAAAGUGAUUCUAAUUUCGGGGUCAAUAUCAUUUUUAAAAGAAGGUUAGAAAAAUAAUUUUAAGUGGUUUAUGGAUAAUUUUAAGGGGGGAAAGCCCCUCCCUCCUAAUCGCAACUUAUGACCAACCUUCGGUUGCUACACUAUUUAAUAUUAUUAUAAAUUUAUAUUUUCCAUCAAAAUAUACAUCAACAAAAAAUAAUUAUUGCCAUUUUAUUAUAUGCUUGAUACCAAAUAAAAUGUUAAAAAUAUACACAUAUUUUAUAGAGGCUUCAGUACCAGCAACCGUAUUAGAAGUAUUCCCUCAAAUCACUAUUACACAAAACGUUAAUGGAUGUCCGAGUAAGUAUUCGAAAGAUUUUUAUGAAUAGAGUACAGAUUUUAAAGCAAUAAAAAACUAAAGAAAAGCACUAAAAAAAAAAAAGUAUUAAAGCUGUAUAACUCUUCCAAAAAAGCAUUACAAUUAAUAAUUUUUGGCAUUUUAUAAAUGACGAUCGGUAAGAAUAACGAGCAAUACAGUGUUACAAAAAAAACUAAACUGUAAUUCUGAGUAAAUAUUUUUCAGAGCAAAAGCAUACUUUUGUGUUUUUCGUCGUUUCAAGAUAAAUUGAUAAAUCUACUAUAUACCAUACGAUACGUGAAUCACAUUAUUUAAAUUACAUCGAUAAAUAUAUCCAUAAAUCAAACAUAAUGAGAUAAAAUCAAUUGAGCCAGUCAUUAACAUUGGAACACAUAUAAUAUAAAAAUAAAUAUUAGCAUUUCAAAUACGAUUAUUUAGAACACAUUUUGAAAAUAUAACUUAAAAGCAAAAAAAACUACCUAAAAUACCCAAAAAAGCAUUAAUAUACAAAAUAAUCAAAAUGUCCUGCAUUUUAUUUUAAGUAGUAUAAAUUUAAUUUGUAGUUGACAUAGCUUCAUUAUAGAGCAAUAGAAAAAAAAAUGCCUUCAAAAUCCGUACUCUAGUUAUGAUUUAUGAUUAAUUUUUUUCCAAACAACACUCGGUUAUUUCAAUUUUAACAAUUUAAUUGCGUUAAUUACCUAUAAUAUGUUUUAGUGUUUACAAAAUAUCAUCUGAGUAUUAUUGAUUGGAAUGCUGAAAACUUCUACAUGAUCACCCAACUUAAAACAUGUACGUACCUACUUAAUAAUUUGUUAACGUUUAUUUAGUUACCAAAUUGUAGUUUAGCUAUUAUAUUAUAGUACAUUUUGAGGGGGGCCUUAACACCUAAUUCUAUUGAUUAUAUAUAGUUAGUAUUUACUUGAUAAGAAUUAUUUCGGAGGGCUUGGUUAAUUUUUUUUUCGAGGGGGGAGGAAUCAAACCAAUGUUAUAUUAAGUUAAACUGCCGACUUAAUGAGCAGAAUACAUUUUGGUUACACAGUUGUUUGUUCAUAAAAGUUUGUAGGUACCUAUAUUUUGAAAUUAUCUGUCUCUAUUAUUCGCUUUCUUUUUUCUCUUAUAUAUGGAUCACAUCCUUGGUCCUUUAUUAAUUGUUGGAUGUAUAAGUGACGUAUUUGAGGGGGGGGGGCGAUUGGUAGAUCGCCCCUCUUUGGAAUUUUUUUGGCAAUAAUUUUUCAAUCACAGCUAUAGGCUAUAGUCAAUAAAAUAAUUUAGUAUUUAUUAUUUCUUGGGUAAUUUUAUCAGCGUUACCAAAAAGUAGUGACAAUAUGACUUGGACAAUUUUUUGUCUAUAAUACAUAAAGGGAUAUCGAUGUGAAUGUCCAAACGUAAUAUAGUCAUCAUAGAUUGGUUUGUAGAAGAAAAAAAGAUUAAUAUUACUUUAGUAUUAAAAUAUAUACAUAUUAUGAAUAUAAUGUUACGGCCGUUACGGGUAAACGCCAAAAUCAUGCAAAUUUCAAAAAUGCCCGAGCAAAACGCGAAAUGUCCACGAUACUUGGGCAAAACGUCAUAUUUCGGACAAAUCUAUAAUAUAUAGUAUAGUGACCAACAUCAUUUGGGCAAAACUAUAAUGUCCAUAAAUUUCAAUUUUUCAUAUUUCUGAGAUUUGCCCGAUUUCGGCUUUUGAUCGUAACAUCUUUAUAACAUCAUAUACAUCUUUUUUCUUUCUUUUUGUUUUAUAUUAUUAAUUAUUUCGAUUUAGGUAACUGUUUUUAAAAAAAUAAUAAUUAUAAAAAUACAAUUCGUUGUUAUUAUUUUAUUUUCAGCUAAUGCUCCGGAUCCAUUUUACAUCAUCUGGUGUCGUAAAACGCAUCCGGGCAAGGCGACUAUAUGGACCAGUAUCUUGGAAGGCUUAAAAAAGCUCAAUAUAGACCCCCAUUCGAUGAGUUUCAUUAAACAAGACAAUUGUACUAUUCCUACGUUGUUUCAAUACGAUGAAAUGUUCUUCUGCUAAUAGAAAAGACCGUGGAAGAGACCGAGAUAAUAAUAUAUAUUUAAAAUAAUAAAAAAUGUAAUACUUACCUAACUAAUAUAUAAGUGUAUAAUAAUAAUACGUUUCAAUACGUCCGAUUUUUGUAUAUACAAUAUAAUAUCUAAAUAGGUAUAGAUAGUUACAACAUAUUUCUGAGUUUGAAUUUAAAGUUCAAACUUCAUAAUUAUAUUCGAGUUUUACCUUUCUAUAGACUAAUGCCAAUUAUUGGAAUCAAUUUAUUCUCGUGUUACUAAUUAAACAUAUUUUUUUAAAGUGAAAUAAAAUAAAAAUGUAUCAAUCCGAAAAAACACAUGGUUUUAAAAUUAUUAGUUGAAUGGAUGAAUCAAUAUUGAUGAUGAAAGAUGAUUAUAAUGUAUUUAAAUACAUAGAGGAAUAUUAUAAAAAUGGUGGUUACAGGUAGUUAAUAAUAAUAUUUUGUAUAAUAAUAUUAAGUUAUGUUAUAAAAAUAAUAUUACAUGCUAUAAACGUAUAAUAAAAUUUGUUUGAUAAGAAUAAUUUGUGAGAAGUUAUAAAAUGCAUUGUGUUAUCAGUUCAAAAGAGGUAUUGACUGAUUUUAAUGUUUAUCGAACCAAAAUCGGGCCUUCAAAUUAAAAUAAUCGAUCUGAUACAAAGUAAUUCAUUUUCUAUUUCCACGUACGAUGUACCUACCUAUGCAUAGUAUCUAUUUAUACCUCUAUGCGGUUUAAUAAUUUAAUACAUGUAAUACAUA